AUGCCGAAGCCUGCGCGCGCUGAGAUCAGCGCGCCCAGGCUUCGCGGACCUCUCCGCGAGCAGCGGCAGCGCGGCCGCUGCUUGCGGAGAGUUGCCGGCAUGCCGAAGCCUGCGCGCGCUGAGAUCAGCGCGCCCAGGCUUCGCGGACCUCUCCGCCAGCAGCGGCAGCGCUGCCGCUGCUCGCGGAGAGUUGCCGGCAUGCCGAAGCCUGCGCGCGCUGAGAUCAGCGCGCCCAGGCUCGCGGACCUCUCCGCGAGCAGCGGCAGCGCUGCCGCUGCUCGCGGAGAGUUGCCGGCAUGCCGAAGCCUGCGCGCGCUGAGAUCAGCGCGCCCAGGCUUCGCGGACCUCUCCGCGAGCAGCGGCAGCGCUGCCGCUGCUCGCGGAGAGUUGCCGGCAUGCCGAAGCCUGCGCGCGCUGAGAUCAGCGCGCCCAGGCUUCGCGGACCUCUCCGCGAGCAGCGGCAGCGCUGCCGCUGCUCGCGGAGAGUUGCCGGCAUGCCGAAGCCUGCGCGCGCUGAGAUCAGCGCGCCCAGGCUCGCGGACCUCUCCGCGAGCAGCGGCAGCGCUGCCGCUGCUCGCGGAGAGCUGCCGGCAUGCCGAAGCCUGCGCGCGCUGA
Podarcis lilfordi (Lilford's wall lizard) is the source of this 615-nucleotide messenger RNA. The record is from the annotation of a GenBank genome assembly. Lineage: Eukaryota; Metazoa; Chordata; Lepidosauria; Squamata; Lacertidae.